This is a messenger RNA of Anopheles coustani, 5410 nucleotides long. RefSeq names its product lysophospholipid acyltransferase 6 (gene oys). Gene Ontology annotation, cellular component: membrane. The record is from RefSeq and is a predicted model, not a curated record. NCBI's taxonomy places the organism in Eukaryota, Metazoa, Arthropoda, Insecta, Diptera, Culicidae. The transcript is spliced from 5 exons. The coding region runs from base 1088 to 3217 and encodes 709 amino acids. Gene Ontology annotation, biological process: lipid modification. Gene Ontology annotation, molecular function: acyltransferase activity.
UAACCGGACGGUUGCAAAAAGCUGUGGACAGCGGCGUGUCCUCGUUGUCCCGGUAUUCGGCAUCGGCCGCCUUCGACCAAGAGAUUCCGGUAUUGUGUGUGCCCGUCUUCUUUCUUUUACGUGUCAGUUCGUGUCGCGAAGUGUUCCGCCAGCAAAGGCAAUAGCAAUAAAUUACUUUCUUCCACCCUGUGCGUGCGUGCUAUAGCGCACAGCAUCUUGUCUUUACCGAGACACGGCCUGUGUCAACGCGGGUGACAAAGAGAGCGAUACAAUUAUUGUGAUGUGUAGGUGGUUCCGUCAGUAGGAAAAAAGCACGUAUUCCGCGGGUCGUGUUCACUUCUUUCAACCAUCUUUUAUUGAACACCCGACCGUACCAUUUCGCUUUAUUCUGCUGGUGGUCGAUCGAAGAAAAAGGGGAGCUCCGUCUCCCCCUUGUCAGACGCGAAUCGCGGGCGUGUGUGUUUGUGUGCUUGUGUAUUUGACCGUGCACGGAGGAGAGCAAAAGGAUGAGAAAGCUGUGCCACAAUAAUCCUGUGUUUGCAAUGCGUUAUAUAAAAAACCGCGGUUCCAUCUAAUCGUCGCUAUCUCGUCGGUCGGGAAGCAAUCACAUAUCCGAUACGGGUGCCACACACCGUUCGAGUCUCGCCAUUGUUGUCCUCGAGUAACCGCGGAGUCCCGCGGGGGCCGUUUACCUACCUGUUCGUUCGGAAGAGAGAGAGAGAGGGAGAAAAAAAGAAACAAGAAUCCGUGCAAUAUAGAGCGAGUUGCGCUUGGCUCGCGAGAUCAGUUCUUUGCAGUCGCUAGACGAGGGCGAGGUGUGCUGCCCGGGGAAACGGGGACGGCAGCCACGACUGGUGUCAUCGGAAAUCGUCCGAUCCGUGUUUGUGAAACCCCCCGACCGUCAAAUUGGACGACCACGCGCGUUCUGCGUGCGAUAAAGUAGUAAAGCAUCCCGUUCCGAGCGUAGUGCUCCCCAGCUCACAAAGCAAAGUGUAGAUUAGCUCAACUACUAGACCCGCCGUCGGCUGCUAGCGAGCGAAGAAAAGGGAAAAAGGCGAAGAAAACUGACCGCUAUUUCCACAACAAGAUGCAACAACUAGCCACCAUCAUCGGGGCGAACGCCUACUACGACGGGAGCCGUGUGUUUACCUGGCUGGCCGACAUGUGCGGUUUGUCGGUGGAUUUGGUAAACUUCCUCAUCACACAGUUUCUGGCACUGAUCCUCGCGUCCACGUUCCGCUCGUACUUGCACCCGUCGAAAGUGUCCGCCAGCACGCGGCACGCGAUCGGUCUGGUGAUCGGGCUGUUCUUCGGGUACUUCUGCUUCGGCCAGCAGGCGAUCCACAUUGCCGGCCUUCCGGCGGCCUGCUAUGUCGUCAUCCGCACACAAAACCCACAGAUCGUCCAACGGCUCGUCAUGGUCGUGGCAUUGUUCUACCUGUCCUGCAUCCACCUGCAUCGGCAGUACUACGACUAUGGGUCGUACUCGCUCGACAUCACCGGUCCGCUGAUGAUCAUCACGCAGAAGGUGACCAGCCUGGCGUUCAGCAUCCACGAUGGGUUCACGCGCGAAAUGAAGGACCUCACGCAGAGCCAGCAGCAGCACGCCAUCCGCAAGCUGCCGUCCGCGCUCGAGUUCUUCUCCUACACGCUCCACUUCCAAGGGCUGAUGGCGGGCCCGCUGGUGUUCUACAAGGAUUACAUCGACUUCAUCGAAGGUUGCCACAUCAUGAAGCAAACGGUCGCCAAUGCCAAGUACGACAUCGACAAGGAAAUUGUCCACGAACCAUCGCCGGUGAAGGCGGUCGUGAAGAAGGUGAUCGCCAGUUUGGUGUGCGCGUUGAUCUUCAUAAAGUUCGCUACCAUAUACCCGAUCAAAACGAUGAAAGAUGACGGCUUUAUUGCCAGUUCCGGCUUUUUCUACUCACUGUGGUACAUGAUGAUGGCGACGACGGCCGUGCGCUUCAAGUACUACUUCGCCUGGCUGAUGGCGGACGCGAUCUGCAACAACUCCGGGCUCGGCUUCAACGGGUACGACAAGCGGGACGGCGUGACGCCCCGCUGGGACAUGCUGUCCAACAUUCAGGUGCUGGAGUUCGAGUUCGGUACCAACUUCCGCAACUGCAUUAACGCGUGGAACGCCGGCACGAACCGCUGGCUGCGCAUGGUCGUGUUCGAGCGCGUCCCGAAGCGCUACGGUACGGUUCUCACGUUCAGCCUGAGCGCCCUCUGGCACGGAUUCUACCCGGGCUACUACCUAACGUUCGCGACCGGUGCCCUCAUCGUGAUGGCGGCCCGGAUCGCGCGCAAACUCUUCCGGCCAGCGUUCCAGCGCACGGCCGGCACUCGCGCCCUGUACGACGUCCUCACGCUGCUGGUGACGCGCGUCUUCAUGGGCUACGCCACGUUUCCGUUCGUUCUGCUCGAGUUUAAGGCUAGUCUUCGUAUGUACCUGAAUGUGUUUAUGUGCCUUCAUCUAGUCGCUUUGAUCACCGUAUUUAUUUUAUCGAACUACGUACCGCGCGGUGCGGGCUCGAGCAAAGCAUCCACCGCCGCGGCCGCUAAGCUCGACUCGACCGGCGAUGAAUCCUCCGUACGCCACAAACCGUACCAGGCGACUCCCACACCGGAACCGGUCACCACCGGCACCGCACUUCGCUACCGUGGCGAGAACGGACGCCGAACGAUGGAACCACCCAUUCUGAAUGGUUCGUCGUCGCAGCCCUCCCCCGCUGCUGCGUCCAUCGGCUCCCAAUCGGUGCACCACGUGGUGGACCCGUUCUGUUUGACCACCAGCGUGAGCGGCACCCACAAAAAGACUGACGAUUUUCUGCCGGACGAGGCGGACAACAACAACAGCAGCAACAGUGCCACCAUCACCACCAAGCCGGCCGGGGCCAAGCCGGGCGCCCGGGAACGCAUCAAGGAGAAGCUCGAGCAGGAGACGCGCAACAUCGAGGAGUUUAUCGACAAGACGGUGACGGGCUUCGUCGAGCUGAAGGACGAUCUGAUGCGCAUGAACGAGUCCCCGAUCGGUGGGCUGUACAUUCCGCGCAAGGUAAACGGUGCCGUUGGUGGCGGUGCGAACGCGACCGACGGCGAAGGAACUAACUCGUCAAGCGGCGCGUUCCUCAAGAAGGAAAUCGAUGCGCUCAACGCGGCCGUCCAACAGGCCAACGUGUUGCCGGCCGUUCUCAGCAAUGGGCAUGCCAAGUAAAAAAGCAGCCAACCAAAACAUACUCUUCCGCACUGCACUGUACCUCCCCGGCAAUCCGUCGUAUCUCCCUAAACGCGGGGGAGAGGUGGGUAAAAAAGAGCUCGUCAACGGACUUCCUGUUGGUGGAACUAGCGAGUGCCUACCAUAUUUGCGCGGGAAAGAUACAUUUAGUUUUCACCUUCACCUUCCGAUCCAGCGUCUUCUAUCUCGACCGACCCUCCACCGGUUCGUCGGUGGAGUUGAGUUUCUUCCUGCCCUUACCACCAACCGAGACGACGAUAUCAGACCGAACACGCCCCCCAAAAGUAACUGGAUGGAGGCGGUAAAUUUUGCUGCUUAUGCCAAAUUUUGUACAAACACAAACUACCUAAACUCAAGGCACGAGUUUAACGAGAACGACAACAGAAACCAGAGUUCCAAUGGGGAGGGAAGAAUGUUGAAGGAAAAUUGAACGUAACCAGAAUCAUCGCGAACAAGUUGUCAAUAAUACCUCCACAAAGCAAAACGGUCCAGAAUGCUGCACUAAACAAAAGGCGUGUAUGGAACUCGGGUCGACAGGAAUAGGAGAGGAGAUGGAGCCGAAAGGAGAUAUAUUUUUGAGAAACAUACCUAUAUUAUAUGAACCCCCCCCCAUAUGUUAUAAUCGGUUCUUGUGUCGUGUGUAUGCAUAAGUACUGCAAAAAACAACACUCCCUAAUUCAAAAAUCCCACUAAGUUGCUUCCAGUAAAGUCCCACCAGAAACUAGAGAGAGGGAGAGCGAGAUAAAUAAUCUAAUGAAAACAACGUGUGUUACGGAUACGAUGGCACAAAUAUAAUUUAAGCUUUUGGGUACAAUUUUUGCCGAAAGUCGUAAGCGUCGGCGCGCUAAACAAAACAGUUCGUUCAGUAGCAUUUGUCUAGUUUUAUAGAAAAAAAAUCAAGAAAUAACAAUUCUCGCUAAUAGUUACAAACUUUCUUCAUCACAAUGCUUCCAAAUUAAGACUUAUGUCGCGGGAACUCUGUAUCCUGUUAAUGGGAGAAGGAGCACUUGUUUUUAAGAUAGGUAUUUACCUUCGGUUAUUCGCCAUUAGCUAAGUUUACUUCGUCUCCUGCAGUCAAUUGCUUGGAGCCGAAAGAAAACCAAGGAUUUUUUUAAAGGACGAAACCCCCCGGCCUUGCACAGCACAAAAAUAUCUAAAAGUCUACUUCACCUGUUGUUACAAACAUAACUUGAGAUUUUUUUAAAAAAAGGAACGUAUGACUAGAGGUUUUUUUAUACUUUCGUUGUGUUUUUUUGUUGUUAUUGUUUACGAGUACUAGUGGUUUUCUCGAUUCCAUUGGUGACAUAGGAAGCUAGGAUGAGGAGAAUGAGCAAGAUCAGAUCAGGUUUAUUAAUUGCUAACAAUAUUAGAUAGGAGCUAAUUGAAGGACUGAACGAUCAUGGACGAUGGACGAACGUUCCAAGGAACGGAGAAUAUGGACCUGUGACAAACCUGCGAAUGCAUUUCAAAUCAUGGCAAGGUGUAAUUUGGGGGCCAGUAACACAUUUCUACCCCCCUCCUCCUUUUGGCUAGAUGAUUAGAUAAACGAUGGACCGAAAAGCGUGUUAGUAGAGGAAGGUCGGCAUCGGAGCGGUAUGGUAGACCCUAUUACCACAUCGAGGUGGGAACGUAGGGUCGUUUAGGUUCCUGCAAGAAAGGCGAGCGCAGCGGUGCUCAGGAAGAGAACGAGGAAAUGAUCACUAAAGGCACAAAGCAAACAAAACAUAUUACCAUAGAUAAGGGAAGGUGGCGCAAACAAACGUUUAAAGUAAGUCAAGCAAAAUGAUAACCUUAUUACUUUCAAAGAAACGAAGAAAAAAAACUACAAGUACGCAACACACAUACAUACACACACAAACAACCACAAAUACCAAUCAAAUACAUACAAGUUCUCCAGUGGAGUUCGUCUUCGAGAAACGGGCUUUCCGUGUGGGAGUGGAGAAGAAACUAUGAAUGUUGUAACAUCAACAAAAAUUAAUAAUAAAGAAAAGGAACUCUUUUUGUAGUAAACGCAAGGGCAAAAUAAAUUACAGUCGAUGAUUAGAUCGCGGCCCUGCGGCAUAAAGUGUGCGCAUCCGAAGAAAAAGGAAGCGCCUACCAUGUUUAUUCUGAUUAUUUUGUACAAUGAUUUCCCCAGUUACAAACAGUUGAGUUACAACUAAAAUUGCUUAA